This is a messenger RNA of Diorhabda carinulata, 758 nucleotides long. RefSeq lists its product as uncharacterized. The coding region runs from base 189 to 641 and encodes 150 amino acids. The transcript is spliced from 3 exons. NCBI's taxonomy places the organism in Eukaryota, Metazoa, Arthropoda, Insecta, Coleoptera, Chrysomelidae. The record is from RefSeq and is a predicted model, not a curated record.
UCCAUCAACCAACACAAUCACUAAACGCCGGCAUUCGAGCGAAAAGAACUGAGAGCAAAUGGUGGGGCUUAUGCACUUAAAAAAACUAUAAAACCCAUUUGGAACCAUAACUUGAUUCAGUCUUUCUAUAACUCGCAAAAACCAAGGGGUCGGCACCCUCAACAACUUACUACCUUGACUUUACAAACAUGAACAGCUACGUAGUGUUCGCUGCUUUGUUUUUGGUCACAGUAUUUGCUGAUGAAAAGACCGAACAGACCGUAGAUGGAAUCAAAACUUACAGGAGGUUGAUCCCUGCUGACGUACUUAGGGAUUUCCCUGGUAUGUGCUUUGCUUCAACUAAAUGUGCCACUGUAGAACCAGGUAAAACUUGGGACCUUACUCCCUUCUGUGGUCGUUCAACUUGCGUCGUCUCUGAAGACAAACCACCACGUCUUUUGGAGUUGGUAGAAGACUGUGGACCUCUUCCUUUGGCCAAUCCAAAAUGCAAACUUGACGAAGAAAAAACUAACAAAACAGCCGCAUUCCCAUUCUGCUGUCCAACUUUCAAAUGCGAAGAUGGUGCAAAAUUGGAAUACCCUGAAAUCCCAACUGUAGCUCCAGUUCCUGACGACGCAGCAGUAACCACAACCAAAGCUUAAUUAAUAUAAAAAAGCUGAUAAUCAGUCUUUCAUCUUUUUACGAUUAGAAUAAACUGUUGGAAGAUCAUUAACAGUCGAAAUUUUUUGUAAUAAAAAUUAAUAAAAGGUUGUCGUAGA